UGUGAUUUGAAUAAGCUUAAAUUCAAGGCGAAAAUUUCCCAAAACGUUGCAACUUUAUUGGAAGAGCUUGCCGCGUCUUAUGAUGAAACAGUAGAAAGAACGAUAUCAUCCUUACCGAACAUGAAUCUCUAUCAGUCAAGGAGAACAGUACAAUCUUUCAAAGAUGAUUUUGAGGGCUGAGUUCCACUAGAGUCUAUGCCGUACCAUCUGAUAUGUUACCGCCUACAGAGGGGCGUUGUCUUCUAAAACGUAUUUCGGAUCUGUCCCGUCAACUGACAUCACUAGAGUCGAAAACAUAUGCCGUUCUUGACAUGAAUGUUUCAUCGAACUUGCUACUGUUUUGUCGGCCGGUAGGUUACAUUCGCACUGCCUAUGCUACCAAAAAUGGCACACCACGUCAGGGAGUAGUUUGUCCUCAGGUGCGUGCUGAACUCCGUAUUUCUCGAGACAUCUUCUCCAAUCCAUCUCAUUCCCUCCAGGGCCUUAAGGAAUUUCGAUAUGUAUGGCUGAUUUUUUGGUUUCACCUCAAUCAGGUAUCAUCAGCAAAGGCCAAGAUACGGCCGCCGCGUAUGGGUGGCCGUUCAACAGGGGUUUUUUCUACAAGGUCACCCCACCGACCAAAUCCCGUUGGGCUUACCUUAGCGUACCUGGAGGAAGUGAGUGGUGAUACCUUAACUCUAACAGGAGUUGACCUUGUUGAUGGUACACCAGUGCUUGAUGUAAAGCCUUUUAUUGAAUCGUAUGAUAGCCCUUCAGACCUACUGCACCAUCCUAUCUCUUAUGAUACAUGGGUUACUCGCGCUGAGCAGAGUAAACAAUUAAACAACGUUGUACUCACUGCGGAAGCACGUGAGUCCUUAAACAGUUUUCAUAAAAGGUGUAGCCAAGAGAUGUGUCCGCGAUGCCUACGAUUUAGCGAUGAAGACACUUUGCUACCAGCCAUAGAAGAACUGCUGAAAUCGGAUUUGCGAUCCGUAUAUCGUAAGUCGAAGUGCUCUGAUAGAAUACACUUUCUAACUCUCGAUAACGUCAAAUUAAGCGUAUGGUACGACUCUAAAGGGUGUGCUCAUGUCCUUCAGAUUGAUUGUUUCAGAGAUGAUGUUAUUGAAAGGUCAAAAAUUGUUGUUAAAUAUAUGUGAUACGGUUUUGAUAAUUCAAGUUAUUGUAAAUAUUUCCAUACAUUAACUAAUAAAUAGUAUUACUUUCUAGCAAUGUGAAAGUUGAAGUUAAAAAUUACGUACCUUUGUGCUUUUAUAAUUUUGCCUUAUUUAAUAAGCGCGGAAUUUAUGUCCAUAAGUAACGCAUUACAGAUAUUGUCUACUCUUUGUAGUACUAAGUAGACUGUAAUUGUAGUUUAAUAUAUUUUUAUCAUUGAUAUAGCGUGAUUUAGUCUAUCAGAAAUCAUAUAGAGCAACCCACUCGCGAGCGUAUUUAAAUAUAUACACCAUAGUAUUUAAUGCAUCGAAGAUGAACUUCUGAUCCUUCAAAUUCUGAAACGAUACAAUUAACCAGCCGAAGACAAGAUGAUUUUAUCUUUUGAAUAAUGUGACAAUUAAACAACAAAAAAAUGCACUAUGUAAAUAAAAGUUUUAUGACUGGCGUUAAUCUACUGAAGUUACGUUCUUGUCGUUUUUGCGGAUUUCCGAAAUGAUUGUCAAAUCUAUGGCCACGCAAUACUAUGCUACACACAUAUAUGAAAAACAACUGACGCUGUAAGUCGGUCUAAUCACCUAUAAAGUUCGUAUGACCUUCGUACCUGAAAAUUCCUCUUGUCAUUUAAUGAAAUCGUGUUUGCCCUGUGUUACGAGUCGCGCAAACCCAUCUCAAAGGUUAGUAAUACAAAGAAAUUAAUAAAUUACAUUUGCUAAUCAUUGCCGCAUAAUGUAACACAUCAAGUGUACUGGUAAAGUUACUUAAUACAUAUGUGUUUAUAUUGUACUAUAGAACACUUUAAUUUAAGAAAAAUAGAUAUUAAGUGUAAUUGAUAAAUUGCAUGUUUAAGGGUGCAACCAAUGUUGUGAGAUGGAUCAUUUAUCAUCAGUCCAAUGCUGUCUAAAGGACAGCAAAUUUAGAUGGUUAAUAUUAUUUCAUAUUAGUCAGAGACGAUCUUAGUGUUCACGAUACUUCAUGGAAAAAGUAAUUUCAUUGGUUUAUAUAUAUAUAUAUAUAUAUAUAAAACCACAACUGCAAGGUUUACUAAAAGUUGCCCUAGAAGACGGCAAAAUUACUUUAGUUUGUCAUAGGAUCGUGUCGGUUUUAAAAGAUUUUGCAUGUUUUUGAAGAAUAGGCUCCUUACGUUUUAAUUUGUUCUUGGUGUAUGAGGAUCCAUUCCCAUGUAAAAUAUUUUAUUCAUUAAAUUGAUCUAGAUCUAGAGUAGAGCUCCUAAUCGGACAACUUGACUUGCAUACCAUUACGUAACUCUACGACGAAAUUUAUUGCUCUAGGUGCGCUAAGGUUUUAUUAGAUUUCUGGUUUUGCUCACAAUGGAGAUUCACAGAGCGUUCAACGGAUGGACUCCAAUGCGAGACGAGGCAUGUGUACGUUUGGGUUCGGAGCUAGACUACUAGAUGUCCUUAAGUUUGGCGGACAAAAUACGCUGUCUACUGCACCAUUACGGAAGCCAUCAGCUCUAGUCUUUAAAUAUUUAGCGCGGAAAAUUUGUUCAAUAAAACCUUUGAUAUACAUUUUAAAAAUUGCUGCUUCAAUCACAAUAGUACAAUAAACGCGAAAAUUACUUAAAUGAUCUUGGAGACUAAAAAUCGAUUUGGAUCUGCAGGUCAAAAUUUAUUUGUUAUUAUCAUUUCUUCAUCAAUAGUAAGACAAUGUAAUAAUUGUUGAUCAAUAGACAAAACCUUUUUUGCUUUCUUAGUAAUUGGUCAUGAUCUAAAUACGUGCGUUUAUACUUUGUAUCAGUUUGUAAUCUUUUGACUACGUUGUUUGGCUUUACUAUUGACAUAGAGACAAAGAAAAAACUGUAGACGAUGUUGGUAGAUCAGAAAACGGCUGUAAAGUGGAUUUGUAAGCUUACGUGAUGGGAUCGAUACAUUCAGUGUAAACAUACAUUCGGUGAUCGAUUCUAUGAAAUUUCUCUAAAAAUUACGAAUUUUGACUACUGUGCGGACAAUAUAUGCGCUAAAAAUAUUCUUAUAUGCUUUUUUAAUCAUAAAUCGAAGAGCGUUCAACUCAAAUGGAACACAUUGCAAAUAAGGACGAACAUAUUUUUAGUUAAAACAAAUGCAGCAAAAGUUUUAUUUAUAAAUACCUAUAUUUGGUCUGAUUUGUAUCUGUAUUUGAUUUGACGGUGCAAAUGGUAUAUAUAAACCAUCACUUGUUGAAUACAGGGCCAAUGAAAGAAAUCAUAUACAUAAACUUUGGCUUUUAAAACCGUGCAGUGAUCACCAAUCGAGAUGCACUGCGAUUGAUUUUAUAUAUUUGUUUCUAUAAUAUGCUGAUCAUAUCAGUAAGUGUUUGUUCUGACCCUUUUUGACUACAUAGUCUCACUUAUAUGAUAAAAAAAAUUGGCGCGUCUAAAUCCACAAGCGGUAUUGACCCGCGACAUCUCGUAUACCGGCGGAAAUAACGCAUGACAUUCACUGAGACGAAUUAGUAAAUAAAUAAUCUAUCUGGAGGAGGGCACAAAUGGUCAGCGUGUGCCAUAACAUGACAAUUCCUGUGUUCCUAAUAUCACCUUGCAUUACACAUUUUGAAUUUUUUCGUCAUGUGUCAAUAAGCAGUGCUUGAAGUGACAAAAAAGCACUGGUCGCAUUGCUCGAAGGCAAUGCAAAUAUUUGCAGUUUCGUUUUUACUUUAAAUUAUUAAGAGUACGUUUAGUAGUGAACUUUGGUAAAUAAUAAUACAUUUGAGAGAAGCUCGUAAUGUUUAUCAUAUUCAGGUAAUAAUACAAAGCUUCCAUGAUAAUUCCAGUGAUUUAGCUUUAUUCUAGCUUUCUAACCAUCAGUUUCUGAUGCUUUCUAGCUAUCUUCUUUGCAUAUGUGCUAACUAAAAUUAAAUACAUGUACGAUAUAAUAUUGUAAACUUUCUAGCUAGUGGACCUCCACUAUUAGCCAAGGUCGUUUCCAAAGAUGAGAUGCACGAAAUUACUACAGUUACAACGUAUUUCCUUGCGUUGACCUUCUUAUCCGAAUUUAUUGAGAACACCAGCACAGACAUUGACUAGUACUUUUGGAAUUACAAGAAACAUCCCUAUCAGAAAUGUAAGUUUCGCUAUAGACCUCUCAUGUAGUUUCUGUGCCAUGUGCUUGGGGGUACAUGUAUCCCUGACAAGCAAUUUUUACAAGGGAUGGCUCUUACGUUGAGCCUAAUUUCACUAUGAUAUUCCGGCAAGAAUAGCAAAUGCACAUUUUUCGCUUUGUAGGGCCAUAUUGGGAGCUCUUGUGACUAUUGUUUUUCUACGGACAUUAUAAAUGCUAUAUUAUACAUUAUAUUAGACAUUAUAAAUACGAUAUUUUCCCAAGGCUAGAUUCUGUAAGUGUCUCUAACCUAUAGACUAUUUUUCGCUUUUUGCAAUUUAGAGUGUGUAAAGGAAGUAUGCUUUUUUUUUUAUUAUUAAAUACGUUUUGUUAUUACUAACAUUCAGCUAUAUCCAUUCUGAUUCAAAAUGGUGCAGAAUAUCUUGAGGACUUCUGUGGUCUAGGAAACACUACAAAAUGGGACUCUUCGAACAUACGAUCGAUGUGAAUUCCACCUGAAGAAAGAGCGCCCUUAUAAUACGGGGCUUCGUAUCAUUGAGUCCGGUGGUUCAGUAUUUGAUCAAAUGCUACAUCACAGCGAAGACGGUUGACUCCAGUAAAUUCGUCAUACAGCUGGAUAAGAUUUUUAUGGAACUUGGCCGCGUGUGUGAAAUGUUUCGGGGUUAGGUCAUAUAACGAUGCCAUGAUGGUGGUACAAAAAGUUUAAAUUGCACAUCAUUCACAAAAUUCAAAAUCAUGCGAUACAAUAGAUAUUUAAAGUAUAUCUUGUCUCGAUAUUUACGAGAACUGAAUAAAAAACAUUCUGAUUCUCUUAAAUGAGCAGUUAUGUAACCAUUUACGUCACAUAGUAUUAGUGUCACAUAAUAGUCUAAGUUCGAAUCCGAGCAUAGACACACUUCAUUUCGUGCUGAGAGCGAACCCUUGAUUAAGUGCCUAAUGGCGGUGCCGGACGUGAAUCUCAAAACACAGAGAUUUCUAUAUAUUAUUUAUUAUUAUUGAAGCAAUGUGAAUUUCCUUAAAUACGUUCUACUUGUUAAUACAAUAUAGUUGUAUCUAAGCUAGUAUACGUGUAUUAUUUUUCUAUUUCCUUAUGCCCCCUCAUUGUAUUGUUACGAAAGUGUCGCUAAAUAACCUUGGGCCGACUUAAACAGUUAGUGGAUUUUAAUGAACAUAACGCUCUUACUUUAAGUCUGUGACCACAUGAUUUAGCUAGAUCUAAUUAAUUACCUGUUGUAUUUUUCCCUAAUAAAAAAAUACUGAAUAAUGAUUUUGACCCAGCAGAUGAAUAUUGUCUUAAUAUCGGAUUAUUAAGGUAACCAACAAAAUACUUUCCACACGCUCGUAAAUUCAUGAUUUGGAGGAAAAAUUGGGUUUUAUUUACGGAAUUAAACGACACUCAUUCCGAACAAGUUGAAGUGGAGUACGUACUCAAUUCGAACAACGCUGUCGAAUCCCAGGAAAUAAAGAUGCCGUUACAAAA
Varroa destructor (honeybee mite) is the source of this 5691-nucleotide messenger RNA. RefSeq lists its product as uncharacterized. NCBI's taxonomy places the organism in Eukaryota, Metazoa, Arthropoda, Arachnida, Mesostigmata, Varroidae. The record is from RefSeq and is a predicted model, not a curated record.